CGAGAUGCAAUUCGAUAAAAUCUCUAAAUUUUUGCCAUUUCUCGGAAAUCCCCCAUCGAACAAUACACCUUCGAUCGUGACUGGCCGUUAUUUAUUUUUAUUUUAUUCAACAUUCGACGUUCCCAGUUCACCUCGUAUUUUACAAUACUGUUCUUUCGAAGCGAAAAGCUCUCCUCCAGAAGUUGUUCGUUAUGCAACGGGCUGGACGACAAAACGCUAAAUGAGUUUCCUCCUGAGUUUUGGGAUGGGUGAUUCAUCUAGGGAUAUCUUGUGAGAUCGGUCUUCCUUAUGAUAAAAAUAAAAGUGAAAGUGUGGGAGAGGAUGAGAUUAGCCCAGUUUUUUUGGCUUUAUCUGUUAGUGGCAACAUCCGAUUGGCUGAGGGCGAGCGCUGCAGCUUCCUCAACAUCCGAUGAUGUUGUGAGCCAUGUCACACCAACAAAAGUAACAAAAGACGGAUCUUUCCUCACAAACAAUUUAACGAGUGAAGAGGAUGAAGAUUUAAUACAUUACAAAAUUGCAUUGGAGAAUCGUUAUCACUUGUUGGAAAUGAGAAGAAAUUGGAACUUCAUGAGUCCAUCAAUGAUAUUAGAAAAGAGGAAACAGAACAAACAUGAAAUUAAAACGCUCAACGAAUUGCAAUCAAAGUGUUUUUUCCAAGGAAAAGUUAAAGGGAAACAAGAAACCUUCGUAGCAUUGGCAGCUUGCAAUGGAUUGGUAGGAUUGAUCAGAACAGAAGAUGGAAUAUAUUUUAUUGAACCAGCCCAUAAUUUCGAUAACAAUUCAAUCGAAAAGGGUCAUAAACAUAAAAUCAUCAAGAGAUCGUCAACUCAACCGAGAUACUACAAAAAUAAAAGACGUAAAAAAAGAAAAAGGUUACCGAAAAAUUGUGGCACCCGAGAGAGGAAAAAAAUAACAAGAUUGCAUUGGGGUAUCGAUAAUGGAACAUCUUCCACAGGAAAAUUAUCGAUCAAAAAAUAUAGAGAGAUAUUGAAUAGAAGCAAAAAUAUUCAUAAAAGAAUACGAAAAUCUAUCAGUAAACCACACUAUGUAGAAGUUCUUCUAGUCGCAGAUACAAGUAUGGUGGUGUUCCAUGAGGAAUGGGAUCUUACCACAUAUCUCUUGACCAUUAUGAAUAUGGUUUCAUCUUUAUACAUGGAUCCCACUAUUGGAAAUAUGAUCCACAUUGUUGUAGUUCGAAUAAUUAUUAUAGAAGAUCCCCUUGCUGAACCAGAUCUGAACAUUGUGCCGAACAGUGACAAAACUCUGAAAAGUUUCUGUCAGUGGCAGAAAAGAAUGAACCCCGAGAAUGAUUCUCAUCCUCAUCAUCAUGAUGUAGCCGUACUUGUAACUAGGAAAGACAUGUGCUCCUCAUCUAACAGCGGUUGUAACACUUUGGGCGUUGCCCAAGUUGGGAGUAUAUGCAGUAUAGAAGAUAAUUGUAAUGUCAAUGAGGAUAAUGGAAUCAUAUUAGCUCACACUAUCGCUCAUGAAAUUGGUCAUAAUUUAGGUAUGUAUCACGAUAGUGAAAGAAUUGGCUGUAGAGCAAGGCAAGACGUACAACACAUCAUGACGCCAAGUUUUCAAGCGGAAAUGGUUGGGACAGCAUGGUCAUAUUGCAGUCGAAGAGACCUGACAAACUUUCUUGAUAAAGGAAGGGGGCACUGCCUUUAUGACAAACCAGAAGAAGUGGUCGCAUUUGGUCACCCAGAACUGCCACCUGGGGCGCUGUAUGAUGCGAAUUAUCAGUGUAGACUUCAGUUUUCGGUGGAUUCAAUUGAAUGUUCCCCAAAGGAUGAGAUUUGUUCUCGUUUAUGGUGCCAAGUGAAUAACACCUGCACAACAAAACUCUUACCAGCAGCGCCAGGAACUAGUUGUGGUAAGCACAAGUGGUGCCAAAACCAGAAAUGCGUGGAUAUAAUGGAUCCCCCAGCUCCGGUGGAUGGUGGCUGGGGCGAAUGGGGCUCUUGGAGCGAGUGUUCAAGAAGUUGCGGUGCUGGUGUAUCGAUAUCUGAAAGGAAAUGCGACCAUCCGGUUCCUUCUGGUGGCGGAGAAUUCUGCUUAGGAUUGCGAAGAAGAUACAAAAUGUGCAAUACAGAACCGUGCCAGAAGCACGCGCCUUCCUUCAGGUCAACGCAGUGUUCUCUCUACAAUAACCACACGUAUGAAGGAAAAAUAUAUGAAUGGCUUCCUUAUUUUGAACUCACCGAACCGUGUAAAUUAUAUUGCAUCGACACAAACAACACAAUCAUAAUGCCCCUUGGAGACUACGCUCAAGAUGGUACCCCAUGUAAAAUUGGAACCAGAGAUAUUUGCAUAAGUGGUGUUUGUCAGAAAGUAGGAUGUGACUGGGUUGUGGGGUCAAAUGCAACAGAAGACGAAUGUGGAAUAUGUGAAGGGGAUAAUUCGAAAUGCAACAUUUUCAAGGGAAUAUAUUCAAAGCAGAGCAUUUUGUCGGGAUAUAGAGAAGUAGUUGUUAUACCUUCAGGUGCAACAAAUAUCAAAAUAAUGGAAACAAAUUAUUCCGAUAAUUUUAUAAGCAUAGGCAGUGCUCUCCAAAAGAGAUUCUACCUUAAUGGAAAAAGUCAUAUCUCUCUUCCUGGGGAAUAUUCCAUUGCUGGAUCAACAUCUUUGUAUGAAAAAACUCCAGCAGAAAAGAUUACCAUACCCGGACCAAUUGAAGAAAUGAUAGUAGUUCUUGUGGUUUUCGUAGGGAAUGCUUAUAAUCCAGGUAUCCAUUACCAGUAUUCUAUGUUCAAACCAGAAUUAAUUAGAGAUGUCCAAUACAAUUGGGCCUAUACGGAAUGGUCUCAAUGUUCCGUAACCUGCGGAGGUGGUAUUCAAGAGAAAGAGCCUGUCUGUAAAGAAUACCUUGCAUCCUCGGAUCAAUACGUAUUAGAUGGUAUAGCUACAGCAGUUGACGAGUAUUACUGUGAACCAAAUGAAAAGCCUACCAAACUCACCAGGACAUGCAAUGACUGGUUAUGUCAAACCCACUGGUGGGUUGGACCUUGGCAGUCAUGUCCAGUUGUUGAUUGUAUGAACGCAAAGCAACUUAUGCGUAAGAGAAGUGUCAUGUGCGUGGAUGGACAAGAAGUAGCACUCCCAGACAACUUUUGUGACAGGAAAACAAAGCCUCUGGAAUAUGGACCUUGUGAGACACUUCCAGUUUGUGAUUGACACUGUUUAAUAUUAUAACAUAAAAGAUAUUUUUUAUAAUUUAUUGAAAGAUUUAUUUAAUAUUUUUCAUUACAAAUAUUAAUAAUCUAAGAAAACUUAAUUUGGUUCAAAAUAUAUGAUAAAUUAAAAAUUGUGAAGUCAAAUACAGUAUGCUACUUAUAAAUUAAUUUGAAAAACAAAUUUCAACUAUGUAAAGCAAAAUAUCUUGUAUAAAACUUCUGUUGAAUCAUCAACAUAUUUCCAAAUCACAGACA
This is a messenger RNA of Coccinella septempunctata (seven-spotted ladybird), 3431 nucleotides long. It is a transcript of the gene AdamTS-B, whose product is annotated as A disintegrin and metalloproteinase with thrombospondin motifs 12. Gene Ontology annotation, cellular component: extracellular matrix. Gene Ontology annotation, biological process: proteolysis; extracellular matrix organization. Gene Ontology annotation, molecular function: metalloendopeptidase activity. The record is from RefSeq and is a predicted model, not a curated record. The transcript is spliced from 13 exons. NCBI's taxonomy places the organism in Eukaryota, Metazoa, Arthropoda, Insecta, Coleoptera, Coccinellidae. Bases 289 to 3177 code for a protein of 962 amino acids.